AUGUCCAAUCCUCUUUCCGAUCUCUCAUCCUCCUAUCAGAACGCACGCGCGCAAUCUCAAAUGGCGAACUCCUCGCCCUUUGUUCACAAAGUCCUUGAUCAACCCUCAGAACAAAUUAUCCCCUCAAGUCCAUUGAAGCGGGGAUGGACAAGUCACAUCGCGCCAAGUCCGAAUGCCUAUGACAAAAACGAAAACUAUUACCCUAACGAACCCGAGCAUGAGAAUGAACACGAGGAUGAUGAGAUCAAUGACGCCGAAUCAUAUCAACCCAGCGCCAGCUCGCCAUUCCAAUUUGAUGGGCGUGAAGAGACAGUGGAUUUCCAAAAAUUGCGCGAGAUGCGACAGACUUCAGCCCAAUCACAUCUGCAGCUUGAGCCGCUGGAAGAGGAGAGCCCCGCAAGCUCUCCGUUCCGCCCUCAGGAAAGAGAGGAUACACUGGAUUACCGAGGACUACGGGAAGUGCAGCCGAUGUCACCUGGAUUGGACCGGCGACUGGCUCUGGAGGAGCCGAUGAGCUCCCCCUUCCGUCCCGAUGCAAGUGAAGAUACAGUAGAUUUUCACCAUCACCAUGAACAGCAACAGUCAUCACCUUUGUCACGCCCACAACUUGAGCCAUUAGAAGAAGAGAGCCCAAGGAGUUCUCCCUUCCAGGCCCAUGCCCGAGAAAACUCGAUGGAUUACCAGAGGCUGCGCGAGGUCCAGCCCAUGUCGCCUGGUUUGGGACGGCGGCUAGCUCUAGACGAGCCUGCAAGCUCCCCAUUUCGCGCUAAUGCGCGGGAAGAGACGGUUGACUUUGAUCGAUUGCGUGCAAUGCACAAUGGUUCGCCAGUUGCAAAUGCACGGUUAUCACCCGACCCCGUUAGUUCGCCUUUCCCUCACGAGGCAAGAAAUAAGAUUUCUAGUUCCCCCGAACCUCUUGGGAUCCAAAAAGUCUCGCCCGGAGCCGUGAAAUAUUCUUCUUCCCCUGCUAUGACGCACAGUUCGCCCAUCCGCCCUGAAGCACCAGAUAUGGUUAGUUCCCCAGAGAUAUGCGAUAUAGAGCAACGGUCACCGGAACCACUAAGACACUCCCUCCCUGCCGUGGAGUCCUGUCUGCCUACCCAUGAGGAUGCACCAGAGGCGAUCGAUUCCCUGAAGCUCCAAAUGCAUGCGGACUUAUCGGGAGUAUCUGAACGGUCUUCUCCUGUUCCAGCACCUGUUUCGUCUUUCCGGCGGAAUCUGAUGGAGCAUACUCCUGACCUUCACGAGUCGCGCCGAAUCUCUCGUACAUCGCUUGGUUUAGGCGCUCAACGUUCGAUUGCAGCAACUCCUCGCAAAAGAUCGUACGAUGAAACGCCCCAAGACCUGGAGGAUGACUUGCAAAUAAACGAUCGCCACAAGAAGGGUAUGAUGAGCCGGCCGACGGCCCCAGCGAUUCAUGUUGAUUCCCAACAGGCACCUAGUUUCAUCCAUGAUCAGAGCAUCAUUUCCGCUACAAGUGCUGUACAGGAUCGAUCCACAAUUGGUAACAGCAUGCUGGAAGACAAACGGAACGAAGGGAUGAGCACAGUGCUUCAAGAAGACGGCGAUAAAGAAAACAUGUCCCACGUAAACUCAAACGAAAAUUCAGUUGCCGACGACUCGAUGGAUGACACUUGCUUGAGCACGUUUUCCGCCGUACCGGACAUGACUACAUUUGCAAAGCUUCGCGCCCAGUCACCGAUGAAGUCAUCGCGAGCCAGUAUCGGCUCGGCUCCCACUAGGGACGGGCAUCGACGGAGCAUCGACCUGACAACCCCGGGCACAGGACGCAGAGCAUACAGAGCGAGCACCCAUUUAGAUGAGAACUCACUCAUGGGAUCACCCACGCCACGACCUAGAGGCUCUCGGGACGUGGCUAACCAAGUCGACUCUGCCAAUUUGCUUGAUCUCACAGAUCAAGUGGACUAUUUCCCUCGCCAGUCCAUGCAAGGUGCCCGUUUUUCUCCCUCACGGCGGUCGCCCAUGCGAUCUGUCCGGCAGUCCAUUCGAACCCCCGGAAAGAUAUCAUCACUCUUGGACUUCGAUAUUCCAGCUGCCCCUACCCCUCGAUCCAUUCCCACAGUCACUCCUCGCGAAUUGGAGUCACUGAAGUCUGGCUUCUUGUCUGAUAUAUCUUCGCUGAAAGCUACUCUCAGCGGCAAAGAGGCCGAAAUUGCCAGUCUCAAGCGGGCCGUUGCAGACGCUGAAAGACGUGUCGGUGAAGCUUUAGAAGAAGUCCGCAACGAAGCCGCCAGCAAAGAGGAGCUAGAGAUGGAACAAGCCGAGUGGGAGCGUCGGGGCAAAGAGAUGGAGACUGUUCUGCGGUCCGCCCGCUCUGAGUUGGUGGAGGGAGAGCGUGAACGUGAGCGUCUGUCUCAAAGGGCGGAGGAUGCCGAACUUAGCAAAGAGAAGCUGCAAGGUAAACUUGUCGAACUUGACAGCCAGCUUUCUGCUGCACGGGCUGCUGUUGUGUCCGGCGCCAGUAAAGCUAGCGCAUCUCACCAAUCUUCCAGUUCAGCCGAGGAGACUGCUCGCGAAGUUCAAGAUGCAGUCGAGAAGGUCGCUCGUGAACUGCAUGUGCUUUACAAGGGCAAGCAUGAGACCAAGGUCGCAGCAUUGAAAAAGAGCUACGAGUCUCGCUGGGAGAAACGUUUGCGCGAGGUGGAGAAGAAGCUAAUUGCUGCCCGUGAGGAGAAUGAGCAUCUUCGUAUUGAACGUGAUACUGCACCGUCGGAUUCAAUGUCCAUGGUUGACGCUAGCCUCUGCGCUCGUGAGAAUGAGGAACAUGAGGCAGAGAAGCGUGCCAUGGAGGCCCAGAUUAAGGGUCUGCAGGGAGAAAUGGCCGCCUUGCGAGAGGACACUGAACGAAUGCGCGCAAGUCUGGAGUCUGAACGUGCGGAGAAGGGGGAGCUGGUUGCUGCUGUUGAUGAGUGGUUAGCCAUGCAGCAGGCCCCUAUGCCAGCCCAACCCCGAGAGCGUGAGUCUUCUGUCGCAUCUUCUGUGCAGAAUGACCACCUCGAUGACCUAGUUCAGCCAUCUCGCGAGGUCACCCCCGAUGACUUCCGUCGAAGUGUCAGCCGUUCCGGGUCAGGAAGCAUCCGUCCCCCUGCCCCUGCGGAAAAGAGAAUCCCUAGAUUCGGUGCUGCCGGUGGUCAUUCCCGCGGUAACAGCGGUGGUCGGUCCGGCAUCGCGAUGCCUACUCCUGGUCGAGGCGGAAUCAUGGGCUCCAUUGAGAGGAUGGGUCGCGGUGGUGUUUAA
This is a messenger RNA of Penicillium paradoxum, 3258 nucleotides long. RefSeq lists its product as uncharacterized. The coding region runs from base 1 to 3258 and encodes 1085 amino acids. Lineage: Eukaryota; Fungi; Ascomycota; Eurotiomycetes; Eurotiales; Aspergillaceae. The transcript has a single exon. The record is from RefSeq and is a predicted model, not a curated record.